AGCAUAACUUUUUUAUUAGUGAUAUCCUCUCUAUUAUUGGCCUAAAAAGUUGUUCUUCCUCAGCAAUGAGCUCUUCAUCAACCUUUUUCCUCACCAACUCCUUUUCAUCGGUUUCGGGUUCUACCCAUCUCCGCCGUUUAUUCAACAAUGUUAGGUAUGGCAGCGGCGGCGGCGGCGGCGGAGUUAGAAUUGCCGCUAGCCUUAAUGUGGAAGUGCAGGCACCGGAUUUGAGCAAAGAGGUGAUGGAUGAAUCUAACAAGGUUUUUGUGGGUACAUAUGCUAGGGCUCCAUUGGUUUUGUCGAGUGGCAAAGGGUGUAAAUUGUACGAUAUUGAAGGGCGAGAGUAUUUGGAUUUGACCUCUGGUAUAGCUGUGAAUGCACUUGGACAUGGUGAUUCUGAUUGGAUUAGGGCAGUUACUGAACAAGCUAAUGUCUUAACUCAUGUCAGCAAUCUUUACUAUACUCUCCCUCAGCUGGAGCUUGCAAAACGCCUGGUUGCUAAUUCUUUUGCAGACCGUGUUUUUUUGUCGAAUUCUGGAACAGAAGCAAAUGAAGCUGCAAUUAAAUUUGCAAGGAAGUUUCAGAGAUUUUCUCAUCCCGAUGAGAAGCAGCCUCCUGUGGAGUUCAUUGCCUUCUCCAAUUGCUUCCAUGGAAGGACCAUGGGUGCCGUUGCUUUGACAAGCAAAGAAUAUUACAGGUCACCUUUUGAACCUAUAAUGCCAGGAGUUACUUUCCUGGAGUAUGGUAAUGUUCAAGCAGCAAAAGAAUUAAUUCAGAGUGGUAAAAUAGCUGCUGUAUUUGUCGAACCAAUCCAAGGUGAAGGUGGUAUAUAUAGUGCAACACAAGAAUUUUUACAAGCACUGAGGACUGCCUGUGAUAGUGCAGGUUCUCUCCUUGUCUUUGAUGAGGUUCAAUGCGGCCUAGGAAGAACUGGUCAUCUUUGGGCGCAUGAAGCUUAUGGCAUAUACCCAGAUAUAAUGACUCUUGCAAAGCCUCUUGCAGGAGGUCUACCUAUUGGGGCAGUGUUGGUAACUGAAAGAGUUGCUGCUGCCAUCAAUUAUGGGGAUCAUGGUAGCACCUUUGCUGGUGGUCCCCUUGUUUGCAACGCUGCAGUUGCUGUGCUGGACAAGAUCUCCGGACCAGGUUUCCUUGCCAGUGUCGCAAAGAAAGGUCAAGAUUUCAAGGAAUUGCUGGUUAAGAAAUUAGGAGGGAACUCACAUGUGAGAGAUGUACGAGGUGUGGGGCUUAUUAUUGGGAUCGACCUUGAUGUACCAGCAUCUCCGCUGGUUGAAGCAUGUCAACAAUCUGGCCUUCUUGUACUGACAGCAGGGAAAGGAAAUGUUGUGAGGCUUGUACCACCAUUGACCAUCACCGAGCAAGAAUUGGACCAUGCAGCUGAGAUCUUAUUCAAUUGUUUACCUGUACUAGAUAAGACCGCCAAUAACUAG
Solanum lycopersicum (tomato) is the source of this 1448-nucleotide messenger RNA. RefSeq names its product N2-acetylornithine aminotransferase (gene NAOAT). The record is from RefSeq and is marked validated. Gene Ontology annotation, biological process: arginine metabolic process. NCBI's taxonomy places the organism in Eukaryota, Viridiplantae, Streptophyta, Magnoliopsida, Solanales, Solanaceae. Gene Ontology annotation, cellular component: chloroplast stroma. Gene Ontology annotation, molecular function: identical protein binding; transaminase activity; pyridoxal phosphate binding.